Cuscuta campestris is the source of this 1047-nucleotide messenger RNA. The record is from the annotation of a GenBank genome assembly. Lineage: Eukaryota; Viridiplantae; Streptophyta; Magnoliopsida; Solanales; Convolvulaceae.
AGUUGGUACCCCACCCCCCUUUCCAUCUCCCCCUUUAAAUCCCCCCUCUCCUCUCCUUCUUUCUUCCAUUCCACCUUUGCAAAACAAAGAAAGGAAAAUAUUAAAGUUUGGGGUUUUUCUAGGCUACUGAAUUAUUAUUAUUAUAAGCUUGCAAAAAAAAAAAUAAUAUAAUAAUGCAGGUUGUUAACGAAUCGGCGACGAGCAUCGGGGGCGGCCGGAAAGGGGCGGCGCGGCAGGGGAUGAGAUCAAUGGAGGNCCAUCUCCCCCUUUAAAUCCCCCCUCUCCUCUCCCUCUUUCUUCCAUUCCACCUUUGCAAAACAAAGAAAGGAAAAUAUUAAAGUUUGGGUUUUACUUGCAGUAGUGCUUUUUCUAGGCUACAGAAUUAUUAUUAUAAGCUUGCAAGAAAAAAAUAUAAUGCAGGUUGUUAACGAAUCGGCGUCGAGCAUCGGGGGCGGCCGGAAAGGCGCGGCGCGGCAGGGGAUGAGAAUGGAGGCGACGUACGAGCGGGUCCGGCAGCUGGCGGCCGGGAACGCCGUGGUGAUCUUCACGCUGAGCGGCUGCUGCAUGUGCCACGUGGUGAAGCAGCUCCUCUUCGGCCUCGGGGUGGGUCCCACGAUCGUGGAGCUCGACCGGGACGCCGACGGCCGGGAAAUCUACUCCCUCCUCCUCCGCCUCGCCGACUCCGGCCAGCAGCAGCCCGUCCCGGCGGUGUUCGUCGGCGGGAAGUUCCUGGGCGGGAUCGAGACGGUCAUGGCCUGCCACAUCAACGGCUCCCUCGUCCCCCUCCUUAAAGACGCCGGAGCUCUCUGGCUCUGAUAGAUCAUCCCCGCCGCCGCCGGCCGGUCAUCGCAUUCUUGAAUUUCCGCCGGACAUUUCGUUGCUCUGAUCAGCUUUUGUAGACAACAUAGAAUUAAGGAAUAUAAUAUAUUUGCAUGCAUUGAAAUGCAUGCUUCUGUUUCAAGGGGACAAGACAAACACUCCAGACAUUUUUUUAGGUUCAGGAUCUCAGAAAAUGUCUACUACGUUAAAUUAAUCGAAUUUCUGAUG